Molecule: messenger RNA, 1305 nt
Organism: Rhinichthys klamathensis goyatoka
Lineage: Eukaryota; Metazoa; Chordata; Actinopteri; Cypriniformes; Leuciscidae
Gene: osr2
Product: odd-skipped related transciption factor 2
Exons: 3
Coding region: 38-901 (287 amino acids)
Biological process (GO): urogenital system development; regulation of transcription by RNA polymerase II; embryo development
Cellular component (GO): nucleus
Molecular function (GO): DNA-binding transcription factor activity, RNA polymerase II-specific; RNA polymerase II transcription regulatory region sequence-specific DNA binding
Source: RefSeq, a predicted model, not a curated record
GUGUGUUUUCCCCCAGGAUCUGCUCGGCGGUUCUGAUAUGGGCAGUAAGACUCUCCCGGCCCCGGUGCCGCUUCACCCGGCGCUGUUCCUGCAGUUCCCCGCGGGCGCGGAUCCCCGGUACGGGCUUAACACCGGCCACAGCGUGAUCCACCACUGGGCCCUCGGGUACCCGCAGAUCCCGGGGCUCCUGGACCCGCGCUUCGCGUUCACCGCGACGCUUCCCUUCGCCGCGCAUCUGUUCCCCAAACACGGAUCGGUGACGCGCGUCGUGCCCGCGCUGCACAAGGACAGACCGCGCUUCGACUUCGCCAACCUCGCGCUCGCGGCCACGCAGGAGGACCCGCCGAAACCGGGAGCGGAGCUGGGGACACUGGGAACACUGGGGAAACUGAGCCCGGACCGCAAGCCCGCGCGCGGGAGACUCCCGUCCAAGAGCAAAAAGGAAUUUAUUUGCAAGUUUUGCGGGAGACACUUUACAAAGUCCUACAAUCUGCUGAUCCACGAGCGCACACACACGGACGAGCGCCCGUACACCUGCGACAUCUGCCACAAGGCCUUCAGGAGACAAGACCACCUGCGGGACCACAGAUAUAUCCACUCCAAGGAGAAGCCCUUCAAGUGCCAGGAGUGCGGCAAGGGCUUCUGCCAGUCGCGGACUUUGGCGGUUCAUAAAACGUUGCACUUGCAGGAAUCUCCUCACAAAUGCCCGACAUGCGGAAGAACCUUUAAUCAAAGAAGUAACCUGAAAACUCACCUUCUCACCCAUACAGACCUCAAGCCUUUCUGCUGCCUCCGCUGCGGGAAAGAGUUCCGGCGCAACUGCGACCUGAGGCGCCACACACUCACACACACUCCUCACACACACACACUCUCCUCACACACUCUAACUAACACAGUCUGACACACACACACACACACACACACACACACACACACACACACACACACACACACACACACACACACACACACACACACACACACACACACACACACACACACACACACACACACACACACACACACACAGCUGGACUACUAACUAACAGGAACUCUCUGAUCUCGAGCCUCUGGCGGACAGAAAACCGGAGACUCAAGCAUCUAAACAGACUCUGUGAACUCAUGUAAAUAAAGUCUUGAUUGUUAUUUUUAUUAUUACCUGCAUCUGAACUCAAACUGUGUUCACAUCAGUGUGUAAAUAAAGCAGCUGCCGAAACAGCACAGGAUUGAGGACAUGUGUUUUAGCCAAAGACACUUAUGAGAUGAGACGCAUCAAUUCUGGAAUAAAAGAGUUUCUCUUUUGAA